Molecule: messenger RNA, 1361 nt
Organism: Micropterus salmoides (largemouth bass)
Lineage: Eukaryota; Metazoa; Chordata; Actinopteri; Centrarchiformes; Centrarchidae
Gene: pdap1b
Product: pdgfa associated protein 1b
Exons: 6
Coding region: 271-753 (160 amino acids)
Cellular component (GO): cytosol
Molecular function (GO): RNA binding
Source: RefSeq, a predicted model, not a curated record
CCCGCGUCAUUUAGUCAGGCGACUGUGGGAUUAUAUGGAAAUAUUAACAUAAUUUAGUUUAUACCAGCAAACGCGUUUACUAAAUACGUGAAACCCUCCUGUACUGAAGCUUUGUUAAAAGGGAAAUGCUUGAACUACUCAGAGUAUUGUGUUACUCAUCCAGCCUGUGAGUUUAGUCAGCUGUCAGUUUGUGCUGCUGCUUUUAACACUUAUGUUUUGUGUCAGCGUUUACUUGUCAGGGCGCUUACAGUAAAGGCUUCGUCUGUCAAAAUGCCCAGAGGAGGUAAGAAAGGUGGCCAUAAGGGUCGCGUGCGGACGUACACCAGCCCCGAUGAGAUAGACGCCCAGAUGAAGGCAGAGAAGGAGAGGAAAAAGCAAGAGCAGGAGGCGGAGGAGGCGGGUGCAGCUCCGAACGACACGGCAGAGGAGAAGCUACCAGCGUCAGGAUCAGAUGACAGCGAUGAUGAAAAUUCCCUGAGGAGAAGAGCGGGUGUGGAGGGCUUGAUAGAGAUCGAGAACCCCAACAGAGUGGCUCAGAAGUCCAAGAAGGUGACACAGAUUGAGGUGGAUGAGCCCAGGCAGUUAUCAAGGAGAGAGAGAGAGGAGAUUGAGAAGCAGAAGGCCAAGGAGCGCUACAUGAAGAUGCACUUGGCAGGGAAGACGGACCAGGCCAAAGCUGACCUUGCUCGCCUUGCCAUAAUCAAGAAACAGAGAGAAGAGGCGGCAAGAAAGAAAGAAGAAGAAAAAGGCUAAAGACGCAGCGGCAGCAGCAGCUAGAGGAGUAAGCUCCCUCUCACUGAAAUGAUGAAGUCUUUAUCAGAGGCAUUUUCACAUGUUCAUGGACUGGCGCAAUAUAUAUAUUUGACUGAGGAGGCCAUGCUGUUGACAUUACUGUAAAAUAUGACCAUUUGUAAAAUGAUUGAGGAGACACCAGUGGAGAGAGGGGUUGUGAAUAUUUUGGCAUGGAGUAAUGGCCUCCUUGUUCCCUCCAGGAAGUAAAGCUACAAUUGAGAAUACAUCGGCCUUCAUGUACAUUCAGAAUGAACCUCUUCUAACCUAUGAUCUUGUACAUGUACAAUAAUGGUAUACUUAUCAUUGUACAAUUGCAACUUUGCUAACAGAGCUUUGCCACUAUGUUUUUUUUGGGGAUCUUACAUUGUAUAUAACUGAUUCAUGAAAAUACUUCAGAUUAAUAUGAUGAAACCAGUUAAAUGUGCCCAUUUCUUUAUUAACUUUAUUUCCCUGUGACAAAACUGUCACCACUGGUUUAGAGCAGGAUUUACUGGCCUCAGGUGCAGGAGUCCCUGUUGGGUCUGCUGAUAUGAAAAUGAGAUGAGUCAAUAAAGCAGAUGUUUAUUUUG